ACUUCAUCCACUCUGCGUAUGGAAACAUGCCAACCAAAAUGGCAACAUACUGCUGCGAAAAGGCGGUGUUGGUAACUGUGUAUGUAGAGAAGCCUAGGAGGAGGAUUCUUCACCACCAUCUUCAUUAUACCAUCAGAAAGGAGGUAAUACAACAGGAGCAUGGUGUUACCGGAAAAGGGUACGACAGAAGAGCUGAGCUUCUUCACUACUGUCAGCGUCUCCGGCUGUCUGCUCCACAACUACCACCACCUGCAUCCACAUCUUCAGAGUCAAAAGCAGAUUCUUCCACCCAUCAACAACCUUCAAACAAAAAUGCUACUGUCCAAAGAACAACAAAACAUUCAAGGACACCUGCUUGGCUGAGAAAGUCGAUAAUCUUGAUUCCAAGUUUUCUCAGAUCUUUAACAAGUCCUUCAAGCCAAGUAAACCAGGAAGAAAAGGAAACACAAUGACUCGAUGAGCUACAGGAUGCAAGAUGUAAUGAAGAGCAUACAGGUAAAAAAGAAGUGGGAGUUCAUUUCAAAACUGUUUUCGACAUCUCACAAACCUAGGUAAAGCUUCAAUCUGUGCUGAAGAUACAGAUUUCAAUUCAUUCAUACACCAAGCCAUGUAAAUUCAGAAGAGGAGUGGUUUUAUUUUUGGAUUGAAAAUUACAUCAAACAUACAAGAUUUCAGGUGUCCUAUAAUGGAAAGUUUUGAAAGCAUUCUAUUCCUAAUAAUCAUCAUUCAUUUCU
Rubroshorea leprosula is the source of this 734-nucleotide messenger RNA. Lineage: Eukaryota; Viridiplantae; Streptophyta; Magnoliopsida; Malvales; Dipterocarpaceae. The record is from the annotation of a GenBank genome assembly.